This is a messenger RNA of Vitrella brassicaformis, 1888 nucleotides long. NCBI's taxonomy places the organism in Eukaryota, Vitrellaceae. The record is from the annotation of a GenBank genome assembly.
UACGCCGCGACCAUAUCCAACUCAGCACGAGCCAGCCACAAUACCACACUCUUCACACGUCUAUUCACAUUGUCUCUCUGCAUCAACCGCCUGCAUUCGACCUCCACGCCUCCCGCCCCCCUCCCUACCGUCCACUCUGAUGGCCAGGCCCUGCUCGACCCCGCUCAUCCCAUGUGGGCCAAGUGAUGUGUCGUGCAGCAGCCACUGGCCGGGGUCCUUCCACGACAGCAGCGAGCGGUGGGGCCGCUUGAGGAUCGAGCGCGUGUCCAUGACCCACAGCACACGACGAAGGCCCAGCUGGGCCUCCUGGCGGUCAUCUGCUACCGGCGCGGCGGAGUGGAGUUGCCGGUCGACGUGAAGGAGGGUGGCCUCGAGGGAUCGCUGGAGCUCGUGCCUCUGGUGCUUGGUCAACGAAUCUGCACAUGGAAACACCAGGGUGAGUGCUCCCUCAUCGUGUUUGGUGUUUGUCUCACCAGUGAGGUUUGAUGCCGCCCUGAAGAGCUGCUCCAUCCAUGGCGAAUCGAACGCACCAGCAAUGCGCAACUGAACAAGACAGAUCCGUGCAUCCGCCACCCCGUCGCUUGACGAGUAGGUCAAUGUAUCGUUUGUGCAUGUCCUACUUGUGCGAGUGUCUGCACACAGUCGCUCGCCCUCAGCCGCUCCACCUUGUCAUCGAUCCGAGUGUGCAGAUCCUUACCCACAGAGCCAGCCUGCACAGGGCAGCAAGCCACACAAUACCUCACCAGUCUUCACCCACACCACCCAUUGGCUUCCAUCUCACCUGAUGCAGCUGCAUCUUGGUCAGCCCAUCAUACAUGAGGCAGAGGUCCCACACAGGGCUGCCCGCAACCCUGUCCACCACCACUAAACGACUCGCCCACCGCUGCAGCCCCAUCUUGCCCCCUUCCUCCCCCUCCACGCACCCGAGGGCGUGCACCAGCCGACACAGAGCACUGCCGUCAAGACGUGACCAGUCCGCAAGACACCCACCAAUCAGCAGCCGCAGCUGAGCGUCGGUCAGCGCGUCGACAGCCUUCAGGACAGCGGUCGCCGAGAGAGUUUCCACUAGCUGGUCGGGUGUGAGGGCCUCAAGUGCGUCGAGAAUGAGAGGCACGCAAGUGUGGGGAACAGACGGGGGGACUAGGAAGCCGCUCCAGGCAAGCGAGUGCAGAAGGCUGGCCAGGGAGGGGGCGUCGAAGUCGCUCGCUGAGCAGGCCAGGCGCUCACACACAGCCUGGAAGAGGGCAGCAGACCUGAACAAUACGAAUCAGUAACCACAACCAGAAUGAGCGGUGAGCUUCAUGCUCUGUGUUUCUGGUCGUGUCAUGUGCUGCAGCACCCGUGUGUUCUCCAGUGGGCCAGUAUGCGCAUCGUGGCGACAACAUUGGGAGUCGAUAGAUACAUGUGCUCCUCCCGCAGCCGACGCAGCACAUGCCGCCAGGCCGCCUUGCUCGGAUCUAUCUUCCUGCACGUACACCACACGCGCACACACGCAUCCACAAGAGCCAUCGUCUGCACUGCAAUGCACUCAAUGCAUUGCAUUUCGCCGCACCGCUUCCUGGUGUGUUUGUACCUGUCUGAGAGCUCCGUGAGUGCCUUGAAUGCCUUGGCAGCUGACGUCACUUGAGUCGUUUGCUCGGCCAUGUUGAUGAAUGUGCGGGCGGCGGGCGAGAUGCGCCGGGGGAUGGGAGGGGGCAGGGGGGCGGGCACAGCCACACACCGCACACGACAAGCCAUGUUAUCGACUCAGACACCAGAUCUCAGAUGAUCAAAUGAAAUCACCCUGAAUGUAUAUCAGCAGGAAAUUGAACGAAGGGGCAUCACAUCAAACAGACGGCCUCCAUACCAAAGGUGGGAGAACUUCGGAGUCCUACAGCUAAAAUACAAC